Molecule: messenger RNA, 1297 nt
Organism: Microplitis mediator
Lineage: Eukaryota; Metazoa; Arthropoda; Insecta; Hymenoptera; Braconidae
Gene: Sec20
Product: vesicle transport protein SEC20
Exons: 4
Coding region: 183-866 (227 amino acids)
Biological process (GO): retrograde vesicle-mediated transport, Golgi to endoplasmic reticulum
Cellular component (GO): SNARE complex; endoplasmic reticulum
Molecular function (GO): SNAP receptor activity
Source: RefSeq, a predicted model, not a curated record
GGUGUCAUAAAUUUUCCAGUUGUCAUUGGCAAAAAAAUAUAUUGACAGUAUUUAUAUAUGUAAUUUUAAUUGUUAAUUAUUUAGAAAUAAUUAAAUUUAAACAACUGUCAAAAAACUGCUGUGAUUUUUUGAAUUUUUAAAUGAAAGAUAUUUUUACCGUUACGAGUUAUUAUUUAUAAAUAAUGAACACUGAAGAUCAUUCAUUGGUUCUGAUACGUCAAGAAAUAGUUAAAAAUCAUCUUCAAGUAACAGCAAUUAUUCAGGAUAUUCAACAAUGCACUGGACCACUAGAAUUAUUGAACGAAUUGAAUGCCGAAGGAAGAACAAAAAUAUCCGAGCUACGUAACAGCAUCGAAAAAUUAGUACAAUUAGCAGAGACUGAAAUAAAUAUUAAAAAAAAAGCAGAGCUGAUGUCAGAAGUUGAAAAACGUAAAAGUCAGUUAGUGUUCGCCUUGGCGGCUUUCAAAAAAGCAAAUAUCGUUGGCGCUUGUGUUAUUGAUAAAAUGUCAAAAGACGAAUUGAUGAACACGUCAGAGGAACAGCAAAGAAUGUUACGAAAAAGACGAGAUAAAAGAGGUCUCGCUGAUACUGCGAGUCUUGCUACUGAUAGACUGAUGAGUAUUUCAAGAACGCUGGCCGAAACGAGCCAAAGAAGUGCUGAUACUUUGGACACUCUGUUAAUUUCAUCAGACAAAGUUAAUGGAACGAAAAACGAAUUGGAGCAACAGCAACAAGCAAUUAUAUUAUCAGGAAAACUUUUAGGGAAAUACGGGAGAAGAGAAAUAACAGAUAAAGCAUUACUAGCAUUGGCCUUUAUAUUUUUUAUCGCCUGCGUAUUUUAUAUUUUACAAAAAAGACUUUGGUAAAUAGAUUAUCGAUAGUUAGAAAAAUGAAGGUGAUCCUGGUACUGAUGUUUCUGCUAGCAUGUGGGUCAGCAGUCCCGCUGUUCGAACGUUUGUUUGCUGGUUACCGGUCUUCACUCCCAAAUAAUUAUGAACCCAAACGAAAGAGCAAAGGCGGCGGUAAGGAACGAUGGAAGGAAGUCUGCAGAACAAUAAAUCCAGUUGGCUUUGCAUUUCCUGGACAAGUGCCUUAUGCCGCUUGUCCCUGGUGAAAGUUCAUACCGGGUUCAUCAUUAUUUAAAUAAAAUAACCAAUUAAAUAAUAAUAAUAAUAUAAAUAACAAUUAUUAAUAUAUAUAUAUAUAUUGUGAUAAAUUACUUGUUCAAAAUAUUAUUAUUUUUAUUGUACAAACAAAUUUUAAUUAAAAUAAAAGAAUUUCUUUUUUGUAAAUGUAA